AUGAGAUCACAGUCGAAAAUAUCUAGUUUAGUGAAAAUGAAUAGUUACAUAGUACUCUUAGUUCCUCUCUUAAUUUGUAGUGAAAUAAAAUGUGAAUCAGACAAAAUAGUCGGUGGUGACUUAAUAUCAAUUUCAGAUGCUCCAUAUCAAGCUGCAUUGUUAUAUUCUGGAAGUUUCAUUUGUGGUGCUUCCAUAAUUUCUACAAAAUACUUAUUAAGUGCUGCACAUUGCGUUCAAGAAUAUAAGAACAAAUUGUCAGUCCGUGUCGGUUCCAAUUAUGCCUAUAAAGACGGCGAAGUCUUUCAAGUUGAGAAGGCAACUUCAUAUCCUUUUUUUAAUACUGUAACCUUGAACAAUGACUUUGCUAUUUUAAAAUUAGUCGGAGAAAUAAAGCUACAGAAAGGUGUGAAGGAGAUCAUUGCAUUGCCUGAAAAUAAUCAAAAAAUUGAGAAUAAUAUCAACGUAUACGUAACUGGAUAUGGCAUGACUAAAAUGAAUGGUAAAGCUGACAACAAAUUAAGAGGCGUUUUGGUUCCAAUUGUUCCACAAAAUAUCUGCAGAAAUUCAUAUCCAAUCAUGAUAACUAAUAAUAUGGUCUGUGCUGGUUUUAAAGAAGGUGGAAAGGAUAGCUGCUCGAAUUUUCUAGGUGGUCCAAUGGUUGAUCGAGAAAAGAAUCUCUUAGUUGGAGUUGUUUCCUUCGGACAAGGAUGUGCAUUACCAAAAUAUUAUGGAGUUUAUGCGAAAGUUUCUUCCGUAAGACAGUGGAUUAAGUCACAAACAAAGAUUUGA
Molecule: messenger RNA, 789 nt
Organism: Chironomus riparius
Lineage: Eukaryota; Metazoa; Arthropoda; Insecta; Diptera; Chironomidae
Source: the annotation of a GenBank genome assembly